AUGAUUUUUCCAAAGGCUUGUUGCAGUUUUCUUUGGAUAUACCUUGUUACAGAGGCAUGUUUUUCUGUUCUAACAUGUUAUGCUGACCAGGCUUCAACUCUGGUUGUAGAUGCUUCUGAUUCAUCUGGAAGGCCAAUUCCUGACACUCUUUUCGGAGUGUUUUUUGAGGAAAUCAAUCAUGCUGGUGCUGGUGGAUUGUGGGCAGAGCUUGUAAACAACAGAGGUUUUGAAGCUGGGGGCACAAAAAGUUCAUCAAAUAUUGCACCCUGGACUAGAGUUGGGAAAGAACAAACCGUUUUCCUACAAACUGAACUUAGCUCUUGCUUUGAACAAAACAAGGUUGCAUUGAAAAUGGAUGUGCUGUGUGACAAUUGUGAUGGUGUUGGUGUCUCAAACCCUGGUUUUUGGGGCUUGAAUAUUGUGGAAGGGAAGAAAUACAAAGUUGUGUUCUUUGUUAAAUCAAAUGGAGCACUAGAGAUGACAGUAUCAUUCAGAGAAACUAAAGGUGGAAGGAUAUUAGCUUCUGGCGAUAUCAUUGGUUCUGCAUCAGAAGUUUCAAAAUGGAAAAGAAUGGAGACUAUAUUAGAAGCUGGUGCAUCAAGCUCCUACUCAAGUUUGUAUUUAACAACAACGAAAAAAGGGGUUAUAUGGUUGGAUCAAGUGUCUGCUAUGCCUGUGGACACAUAUAAGGGACAUGGUUUCCGAAGUGACUUGGUUAACAUGCUAUUAGACUUGAAACCAGCCUUUUUAAGAUUUCCAGGUGGCUGUUUUGUUGAAGGAGAAACAUUAAAAAAUGCAUUUCGGUGGAAAGCUAGUGUUGGAGGGUGGGAAGAGAGACCAGGCCAUUUUAACGAUGUUUGGGGUUAUUGGACAGAUGAUGGAUUUGGUUUUUUUGAGGGUCUUCAACUAGCAGAAGACAUUGGUGCAAAACCACUGUGGGUAUUUAACACUGGCAUCAGCCAUAGUGAUGAAAUUGAUACAAAGGACAUCGCAGCUUUUGUGCAAGAAGCCCUAGAUGGUAUUGAGUUUGCAAUAGGUGCAGUUACUUCAAAAUGGGGUUCCCUUAGGGCAUCUAUGGGGCACCCUCAGCCAUUUGACCUAAACUAUGUUGGUGUUGGAAAUGAAGAUUGUUUCAAGAAAAACUACCAAGGAAACUACCUAGCUUUCUACAAGGCAAUAAAAGCUGCUUAUCCAAAGAUGCAAAUAAUUUCAAACUGUGAUGCUUCGUCCAAACCGUUAAAUCAUCCAGCCGAUAUGUAUGAUUAUCACACUUAUCCUAAAGAAUCUCAAAGCAUGUUUAUCAACGCAGGCGUGUUUGAUAAGACGCCACGAAAUGGUCCAAAGGCUUUUGUGAGUGAGUAUGCUCUAACGGGAGAACAAGCUAAUUAUGGAACUCUUUUGGGAGCUGUAUCUGAAGCUGGAUUCCUUAUUGGAUUAGAAAGAAACAGUGAUCAUGUGAUGAUGGCCAGCUAUGCUCCACUUUUUGUAAAUGCAAAUGACAGGCAGUGGAACCCAGAUGCAAUUGUUUUUAAUUCCUUUCAGGUUUAUGGAACUCCCAGCUAUUGGGUGCAGUUUAUGUUUAGAGAGUCAAAUGGAGCAACGCUUCUCAAAUCACAAUUUCAAACACCACAUCCUGAUUCAGUUGCUGCAUCUGCAAUUCUUUGUAAAAAUUCACAAGACCAAAAAUCUUACUUCAAAAUAAAGGUUGCAAACGUGGGUAAGAGUCCAAUAAAUGUGAAGAUUACUCUGAAAGGAAUUGAGAGUUCAAAUGUAGCGAAGGCAACAAAGACAGUGCUCACAUCUGCAAAUGCAUUUGAUGAGAACAGCUUUGCAUACCCAAAAAAGAUAGUACCAAAAAGAAAUCCACUCAAGAGUGGUAGCACAGAGAUCAAUGACAUACUUCCUCCAGUUUCAUUCACAGUAUUUGAUUUAUUGAAAAUCAAUUAAUGUUUAGAAGACCAUAAAAAUUAAUUUUAGUAAUUUUAGUAUACACGUCCA
This is a messenger RNA of Vigna radiata var. radiata (mung bean), 1998 nucleotides long. Its product is annotated as alpha-L-arabinofuranosidase 1-like. Gene Ontology annotation, molecular function: alpha-L-arabinofuranosidase activity. The transcript has 17 exons. The coding region runs from base 1 to 1947 and encodes 648 amino acids. The record is from RefSeq and is a predicted model, not a curated record. Gene Ontology annotation, biological process: L-arabinose metabolic process. NCBI's taxonomy places the organism in Eukaryota, Viridiplantae, Streptophyta, Magnoliopsida, Fabales, Fabaceae.